Messenger RNA from Punica granatum (pomegranate), 979 nucleotides. NCBI's taxonomy places the organism in Eukaryota, Viridiplantae, Streptophyta, Magnoliopsida, Myrtales, Lythraceae. The record is from RefSeq and is a predicted model, not a curated record.
AAAUUGCUUUCUCCAUCCCAUGAACUAAUUAGACAAUCUGUACACCAACUUAUAGCCGCCUCUGAAAAUGGAAAUAGUGAAGCUCUAUGGGGGGCAUGGCCGAGUCCGUUUAGUUACAGAGUAAUAUGGGCAUUGAAGCUCAAGGGCAUUCCGUUCGAGUACAUUGAAGAAGAUCUUUUCAACAAGAGUCCUCAACUCUUACAGUACAACCCGGUGUACCAGAAAAUUCCGGUGCUUGUUCAUGGUGGACGACCGAUCUGUGAAUCCAUGGUUAUACUGGAAUAUCUAGACGAGAAGUGGCCACAACAGCCUUUAUUGCCGAGCGAUCCUUAUGAAAGGGCAGAGGCUCGAUUUUGGGUCAAAUUCGCCGAAGAUAAGGUUUCUUGCAGUGGGAUGAUAUACCAAACUGAGGGUGAAAAACUAGAAAAGGCCAGGAGGGAUGCCUUGGAGAUGCUGACCAUCCUAGAGGAACAUGGACUCAACGGGAAGAAGAAAUUCUUUGGAGGGGACAAUAUCAAUAUUGUGGAUAUUGCCUUCGGGUGGAUUGCCCACUGGAUGGGAGUCAUUGAAGAGAUCACGGGAGUGAAGCUAAUUGAGGGCAACAAAUUCCCUCUCUUGAAGGCUUGGAUGCACAAUUUCAAGGAAGUGUCGUUUAUCAGUGAGAAUCUACCUAAUAGAGAAAAGAUGGCUGCUUUCUUCCGAGCCAGGAGAUCGAUGAUUUUGUCAUCAGCUUGACCAAUAAUGUGAAAUAAGAGUAAUAUUUGAGAAUGUAUGGGGGAUCUCCUCGGAGAAUGGCAUCCCGAGUUUGUGUUUAUUUCAAGAAAAUAAAGAGUCAUCCUGACUAGGUUCUAUGUCCUUUCUUGCAUUUUGAGUGUUCGUUCUUCUUGUAUCCAACCCCCGCCAAAUUUUAGCGGGGUCUUGCGCUUGCUUGGAACGAUGUCUUUUCGGUUAAUGAAAUCUUAUGACAGUCUCCAACUUU